This is a messenger RNA of Colletotrichum karsti, 2157 nucleotides long. Its product is annotated as VHS domain-containing protein. NCBI's taxonomy places the organism in Eukaryota, Fungi, Ascomycota, Sordariomycetes, Glomerellales, Glomerellaceae. Gene Ontology annotation, biological process: protein transport to vacuole involved in ubiquitin-dependent protein catabolic process via the multivesicular body sorting pathway. The record is from RefSeq and is a predicted model, not a curated record. The transcript is spliced from 6 exons. Gene Ontology annotation, cellular component: ESCRT-0 complex. Bases 1 to 2157 code for a protein of 718 amino acids. Gene Ontology annotation, molecular function: ubiquitin binding; phosphatidylinositol binding.
AUGUUUCGAGCUGCCGCUGCUGGUCCCUUUGACGAGGGCGUCGCCAAGGCGACCGAUGAGAACCUGACCUCGGAGGACUGGGGAGCCAUUAUCGAAGUUUGCGACCGCGUGGGCAGCGAUCAGAAUGGCCCCAAGGAGGUCGUACAAGCCAUGAUCAAGCGCCUGGCGCACCGCAACGCCAAUGUCCAGCUGUAUACCCUCGAGCUGACCUCAUCGCUCGCCGCCCAGCUCGCAAACGCUCUCAGCCAAAACUGCGGCAAGAACAUGCACCGUGAGCUCUCCAGCAGAGCUUUUACCGACGCCCUCCUCAAACUCGCCAACGAUCGCAACACUCAUAACCAAGUCAAGGCCAAGAUCCUCGAGCGCAUGAAGGAAUGGUCCGACAUGUUUAGCAAGGAUGCAGACCUCGGCAUCAUGUACGACGCUUACUUCAGACUCAAGCAAACCAACCCCGCCAUACAGGCUCCCUCGGCUCCCCAGAAGACUGGCUUGACCGAUUUGGAUCGCCAGAAGGAAGAGGAUGAGCUGCAGAUGGCCUUGACUUUGUCUUUGCAGGACGAGGAGCGGAAGAAAAAGGCAGCGGAGCCGGCCGCCGCCUCAUCAUCGUCUGCCGCCGCCGCCGCCGCCCCCGGAUCCUCUGCCCAAGCAGCCCAGCCCCAGACCCAAUCCACACCCGUGCCAGCCGGCACUACAGCCGCUACCGUCUCGAGAGUGCGCGCCCUAUACGACUUCGUCCCGUCCGAACCGGGUGAGUUGGAGUUCAAGAAGGGCGACGUUAUCGCGGUGCUGGAGUCUGUUUACAAGGAUUGGUGGCGUGGAUCGCUCAAGGGCAAGACCGGUAUCUUCCCCCUCAACUACGUUGAGAAGCUUACGGACCCGACCCCCGACGAGCUUGCGCGUGAGGCCCAGAUGGAGGCCGAGGUUUUCGCUGAAAUCAAGAACGUCGAGAAGCUGCUUACUCUCUUGAGCACGUCCAACACGGCGCCGAGAGAAGAGGAUAAUGAGGAGAUUUCUAAGCUUUACCACCAGACGUUGGCGAUCCGGCCGAAGCUGAUCAAGCUUAUCGAGAAGUAUUCGCAGAAAAAGGAUGACUUUACUCAGUUGAACGAGAAAUUCAUCAAGGCCCGCCGGGACUACGAGGCGUUGCUCGAGUCUUCCAUGUCACACCCUCCCCAACCCAGCUACCACCAAUACGCCAUGAGACCGGGCGCUGGCGGGUACCCGGGCGGACCAGUAGCGGGAGGAUACCCUCCCCAGGGUCCUCCCCAAGGUCCUCCCCAAGGACCUCCCCAGCAGCAGGAUCAGAGAUACUAUACUCCUGCACCACAAGAACAACCACAAUACCCCCAGUCCACGCCCUCGCCGAACUUCCAGCGUCCGGCACAAGCCACACCAGCUCCGUUCUACGUAGCUGGUGCUGAGGUGCCGUCAGCAGGUGGUCUGCCUCCCGCGCAAAACCAGCAGUAUCCCCAGCGUGAACACCGUCCCCGUGUCCCUUCUACAGGAAAGGCCCCGGCACCGAUCAACACUUCGCCUCCUCCUCCAGCCAACGCUUACACUGCUUACUCGCAGCCUCCUAACCAGCGACCCCAGAGCACGUACGGCGCUCAGGAGCUGGCUACCUCUGUAUACGAUUCGCCCAUCGCGACCCAUAACCCGAGCUCAGCAGCGACGUACACCUCGUCUGUCUAUUCUCAGGAUGAUCCGUACAAUAACAACACUUCGAGCCCAGUCGUAGGAAACUCCACCGUGACCGCGCCGCCUCCGUCGUCGUUCCAGCCGUCCGCACCGUCUGCGCCCUCCGCGCCCUCCACAAAACCGCCCCAGCCGUCCCAGCCGUCAGCGCCGCAGCAGCCUCAGUACCAAAGCUACCAACCGCCAGGAGCUCACGGGCAGGAGAACUACAAUAACGCGCCGACGCAGGCGCCUCCACCCGUGCCGACCGGGGCAGCCCCGCCGGUUCCGGGCCCUGGCAGAUCCGAAGUACUGUCUCCGCCGCCUCUGCAGCCCGGCGGUCCGGCCUACGACGCCAGACAAGGACUGCCGAGCCAGGGGACGCAGCCCCAGUACAGAGCAUACGCCCCCCCGGGUGCUGCCGCUGAUGGUCCCAGUGCUCCUCCCGCGGCCGACUAUUACCGUCAGAGCGGUGUUUACUAG